AUGUCUCCGCUGCUUCGCCUUCCUCCAGAGCUCCGCAACCACAUCUACGGCUUCGUCUUCAGCGAACACAUACAUCGAAUCAGCAUCGCAAACCGCAAGGCCGACCGUCUGCACGCCGCCACCAAAACCCUUGCCUCCCUGCGACUUGGUCGCCACAUCUCCCACGACGCGAGAAUCCCGCCGUGCACAGCAUCAACUUCCACUUUCGUUCGCGACUUCCCACUUCCGACUUCCGACUUCAUCGCUCUGUGCGACACGGGCAAUGUCGCCGUCGAUUGCAUCCCACGCCCCGUCCUCGACCGCCUGGAGUCUCAGCCCGCCCUGUGGAUUGGAAAGCUCGACGUCGUUGGCUUCGUGGCUGGACGCGCUGGGUUCGGGCGCGUGUCGGUAACACAAGGUCGCGGGCUGCAGAGACACUGCGCACCACACGGCUGA
This is a messenger RNA of Ascochyta rabiei, 435 nucleotides long. RefSeq lists its product as uncharacterized. The record is from RefSeq and is a predicted model, not a curated record. NCBI's taxonomy places the organism in Eukaryota, Fungi, Ascomycota, Dothideomycetes, Pleosporales, Didymellaceae. The transcript has a single exon. The coding region runs from base 1 to 435 and encodes 144 amino acids.